GAUUUGAGAGGCACUGGGAGGGGGAGGAAGGAUUAGUAGGAAGCGAUGACUGGCUGAAUAUCAAAGUGGGGGUGGGGACAUGGAAGUUUCUGACUUCUACGACUGACUACGCGGGGUCCCACGCGCCCAGAGAAGUGAGGACGACUCAGCAGCCCUCCCCUGAGGGACGCUGGACCACAAUUCGCUGUAACGUGAGCCAAGCUCCGGCAGAAGGACGGCCAGGGACCGAUCACAGGAGUCAGCUCCAGGGCUUAGGAGAGCCCGCGAGAGCUUCGCCCUCCUUAGGCUGAGGUCACCAGCUGGCCUCCCGGAGGAAGUGUAAUUUGAGCAGAGCUUCCAAGGUCACGCGGAGACGCCUGAAGGCCUUUGAUGAAAGAACUACUUCGGGGUUUGAAGGGCUGGCGUCCUUCUGGAACACCACUGCCCAAGAAAGAAGGCGGGGCGGGGCGGGGAGGGGCGGGACCCGGGGCCGCGGCCGGGCGUCCACUCGGAAACCUUCGGCCGAGGCUCGGCCACCCCUCCCCAACUCCGGCCUCAGCCUCGAGCCUAGGGCCGAUCCGGAAACAGCCGAGCGGAUCCGGAAACAGCCGAGAGGACCCGGAAGCGGUGAGCGCCGUCACCAGGGAGUGCGGGAACCCGCCGUUUGUGUUGAGGCGAUGGCGGCAGCUGCGCCGGCGGCCGCGGGCGAGGAUGGCCGGCGGCGGCAACCGGGGGCCGCGCUGGACUCCCAGCCCCCGGAGGGGGCAAAAGUUGAGGCCGAGUCAGGGGAACUUGAACGGCUUCGGGCAGAGCUGGCAGGAGCCCUGGCAGAAAUGGAAACCAUGAAGGCUGUGGCCGAGGUGAGCGAGAGCACGAAGGCCGAGGCUGUGGCUGCAGUACAGCGGCAGUGCCAAGAGGAGGUGGCCUCGCUGCAGGCCAUCCUGAAAGACUCCAUCAGCAGCUAUGAAGCCCAGAUCACGUCUCUGAAGCAGGAGCGGCAGCAGCAGCAGCAGGACUGUGAGGAGAAGGAGCGGGAACUGGGGCACCUAAAGCAGCUGCUGUCCCGGGCUCAUCCCCUGGACUCCUUGGAGAAGCAGAUGGAAAAGGCCCACGAGGACUCAGAGAAGCUGCGGGAGAUCGUGCUGCCCAUGGAGCAGGAGAUUGAGGAGCUGAAGGCGAAGCUGCUGAGGGCAGAGGAGCUGAUCCAAGAGAUCCAGAGACGUCCCCGGCAUCCCCCUUCUCUGCACGGCUCCACGGAAUUGCUCCUAUCCCGGGACCCAUCUCCGCCACUGGAGCCUCUCGAGGAGCUGAGUGGAGAUGGCGGCCCGGCAGCCGAGGCCUUCGCCCACAACUGUGACGACAGCGCCUCCAUCUCCUCCUUCUCCCUCGGCGGUGGGGCCAGCGGUAGUGCCUCCCUGCCCCGCAGCCGCCAGGCCCUGAGCCCCGAGCAGGAGGAGACAGCCUCUCUGGUGUCCACAGGCACCCUGGUCCCUGAGGGCAUCUACCUGCCCCCUCCUGGUUACCAGCUCGUCCCAGACAACCAGUGGGAGCAGCUGCAGAUGGAGGGGCGGCAGCUGCAGAAGGACCUGGAGAGCAUCAGCCGGGAGCGGGACGAACUGCAAGAGGGCCUGAGACAGAGCAACGAGGAUUGCGCCAAGCAGAUGCAGGUGCUCCUGGCCCAGGUCCAGAACUCGGAGCAGCUGCUGCGGACGCUGCAAGGGACCGUGAGCCAGGCCCAGGAGCGGGUUCAGCUGCAGAUGGCAGAGCUGGCCACCUCCCACAAGUGCCUGAGCCAUGAGGUAAAGCGACUGACUGAGGAAAACCAAGGGCUCCGGGCUGAGCAGCCGCCAUCUUCCGCCCCCCGGGGCCUGGAGCAGGAUGAGGGCCAGGAGGAGUCGCUGCCCAGCGCGCUGCCGGAGCUGCAGCAGCUGGUGCGCCGCACGCAGCAGGAGGCGCGGGCCCAGCAGCAGGCCCAGGAGCACAAGGCCGAGCGGCUGCGGAUUGAGAUUGUGACCCUGCGGGAGGCGCUGGAAGAGGAGACGGCGGCGAGGGCCAGCCUGGAGGGGCAGCUGAGGGUGCAGCGGGAGGAGACAGAGGUGUUAGAGGCCUCCCUGUGCAGCCUGAGGAUGGAGAUGGAGCGGGUCCAGCAGGAGCAGAGCAAGGCCAGGCAGCAGGAAGUCCUGAGGCAGCCACCAGGCUCGGGCCGCACAGAAGAGGCCCAGCUCACAGACCUCCUCUCAGAACAGAGAGCAAAAGUGCUCCGGCUGCAGGCUGAGCUGGAGACCAGUGAGCAGGUGCAGAGGGAUUUCGUACGACUGUCCCAGGCCCUGCAGGUGCGCCUGGAACGCGUCCGCCAGGCAGAGAGUCUGGAGCAAGUGCGAAGCAUCAUGGACGAGGCGCCCCUCAGGGACGUCAGGGACAUCAAGGACACCUGAGGGGCCAGUACCCGCCCACCCAUGGGGGAGACUGCCUUUCUCCACUCCUGAACCGUGAGGCUUUGGGAGUCUCAGGAUGGAGUCUUCACCUGCCCCAAGCCUGGGGUUGCGGUGACGGGGGCUACCGCUGCUCUGUCCCUCCAGUGCCUCCUCCCGGGGAGGCUGGGCCUUCUGCUUCCAAAGAUGACAGUUGGGUGAGGGUCCCAACCCCCUCUGGGAACCGAAGGGGCAGGCUUAGCCCUGCGGCUUUCUGGCUGCCAUGCUGCCUCCAGGGUUCCAACCCUCCUGCCCCAAACCCCAACCAGACUAACAGCCGUGCCUGUUACCUCCCCACCCCUUCCUCGAGCCCCAGCUGCGCUGUGAGUGGCGGCUGGGAGCCUUGGGUCGUGUCCCCGGUCCCUCCACACACGCCCUGGGACAGGCGGCUGCUUCCUGGACUGCAUGACACUAAAAUGCUUGUCCCCAGGGGCCUGGACCAGGCCCCAAGAUGUGCUCGGAGACAAGGCCAGAUUUUUCUGUCAUUUAUUUUCAAUAAAUAAGCAGCUCAGCUC
Hippopotamus amphibius kiboko is the source of this 2965-nucleotide messenger RNA. RefSeq names its product rabaptin, RAB GTPase binding effector protein 2 (gene RABEP2). The coding region runs from base 657 to 2414 and encodes 585 amino acids. Gene Ontology annotation, cellular component: intracellular membrane-bounded organelle. Gene Ontology annotation, biological process: endocytosis. The transcript is spliced from 14 exons. Lineage: Eukaryota; Metazoa; Chordata; Mammalia; Artiodactyla; Hippopotamidae. The record is from RefSeq and is a predicted model, not a curated record. Gene Ontology annotation, molecular function: growth factor activity; GTPase activator activity.